CUGGAAGAUCAGUUGAUUUUGAAGUGCAGACGAGUAAGUGACUUUUCCAAUUGCGGCGUCUCAGCGACACUAUGAAGUGUCUGAAAUUCACAUCGUGGUCUGCGUUGAGCAGCUUUUAUUUACUUCUAUUUUCAAUUGUAAUCACAACAGAAUCAAAAUUUUACUCCGCAUCUGUGGCACGUCAGUCGCUCAUCACUGAUUUGUUCGUUAAUUACAAUGCACUCGUUAAGCCCACCGGCGAGGGUCAACGCAUUGAUGUGCAUACAAACUUAGUGUUAGAACAUUUUGACUUUCGAGAGUCGGAUGGAUCAGUUCAUUUUGUGGGACUUUUGAAUGUGCUUUGGCAAGAUCCGAAAUUAGGUUGGAACCCGCGCGAUUACAAUAAUCUAACUCGCAUACCAGUUCGUCAAAAAUUGAUUUGGGUGCCAGACUUAGAGGUUUACAACAAUGCGCCCGAUAAGUUUCUACGAAUGCACCAUCACGGCACCGUCAUAUUGGCACACACUGGCAUGGUACUCUGGAGCGAUAACGUUGAUAUGAAUGUUUUUUGCAGCACAAACAUGAAUAAUUGGCCACAUGAUAGACAUGAGUGUAAACUGAAUCUCGGUUCGUGGACUUAUGAUGGUUUCGAAUUGGACUUUAAAAAUUAUACGAACCCCAAUGACAGCAUGAGUUUUGAGGAUAAGUAUAUGGCGAGUAUGAAAUAUAAGGUGACUGAUUUCAGUGUGGAACGUGUAGCGACUGUCUACUCUUGUUGUGCCGAGCCAUAUAUUGUUAUGGAGUAUCAUCUAAGUUUUGAGCGACGUUGUGCCUUUGUUACCGUAUUUCGAGCGCUGGGUUCAACGGUUAUAUUACUGUCAAUGCUUACAUUAUGUUUUGAGACGAGCCAUCAUUCGAAAAUAUGUCUCAAUGGAUUGAAUUUGAUCAUAAUAACGUUCGUUUUGCUAUAUUUUGCUCAAAAUGUGGGUAAAUUCGCGCGUACUACACCUUACAUUGCGAAAUUCUUCAGUUGCAGCUACAUUUUGGUUACAAUCCAACAGCUUCUUACCGUCUUUUCAAUAUUCGCCACACAUGCUUCGUAUCGCGGCAAACUACAUCCCACUAUAUCUAACUUGCUCCGGCACUCAUUUGUUUCUUAUAUCACACCAAAGAGAAAAAUGCUUCUUGCUCAGCCUGAAACUUGCGACGUGAACGCUCAAUUUGAGGAUGUGACAUUGCAGGAGUUUAGUAAUUUGAUAUCUGCCGACGAAACACCUUAUGAAUGGAUGCAGUUUGCGAGCUUUAUGGAGAGUUUUGCAGUUAUUAUAUUUAGCAUUAUAUAUCUCAUUUUAGCUACUGUUUGUUUCGUUUAACCAAUGUCAACUUAGGUAUUACAUACAUACAUAAGUAUGUAUAUAUCUAUAAAUUCAAAUCAUUAACUAGAGAAUAUUCCAGUUAAAUAAAAAACGUUGAAAUAUGAUA
Messenger RNA from Bactrocera dorsalis (oriental fruit fly), 1461 nucleotides. RefSeq names its product acetylcholine receptor subunit alpha-like 1. Gene Ontology annotation, cellular component: synapse; neuron projection; membrane. Gene Ontology annotation, molecular function: neurotransmitter receptor activity; transmembrane signaling receptor activity; extracellular ligand-gated monoatomic ion channel activity. The transcript is spliced from 5 exons. The record is from RefSeq and is a predicted model, not a curated record. Gene Ontology annotation, biological process: signal transduction; regulation of membrane potential; monoatomic ion transmembrane transport. The coding region runs from base 72 to 1352 and encodes 426 amino acids. Lineage: Eukaryota; Metazoa; Arthropoda; Insecta; Diptera; Tephritidae.